Solea solea (common sole) is the source of this 3229-nucleotide messenger RNA. RefSeq names its product N-alpha-acetyltransferase 15, NatA auxiliary subunit b (gene naa15b). Gene Ontology annotation, cellular component: NatA complex; cytoplasm. The transcript is spliced from 20 exons. Gene Ontology annotation, molecular function: protein-N-terminal amino-acid acetyltransferase activity; protein binding. The coding region runs from base 136 to 2730 and encodes 864 amino acids. The record is from RefSeq and is a predicted model, not a curated record. Gene Ontology annotation, biological process: N-terminal peptidyl-methionine acetylation. NCBI's taxonomy places the organism in Eukaryota, Metazoa, Chordata, Actinopteri, Pleuronectiformes, Soleidae.
AAUCGAGCGGAGCGACAGAAACAAGCGAGCCGGGCCAGGGCCAUCAUUCACUCAGCUCUACUCAUCUGGACUACCCGGGCUAACUUUAGCUACAUGUGCUGAGGUCGAGGGGGGAAACUGAUCUCUAACGCAACAAUGCCGACAGUUACUCUUCCGCCGAAAGAGAACGCUCUCUUCAAGAGGAUCCUGCGAUGUUACGAACACAAACAAUACAGAAACGGCCUCAAGUUCUGCAAACAAAUCCUGUCCAACCCCAAGUUUGCAGAGCAUGGAGAGACCCUGGCGAUGAAGGGCUUGACCCUGAACUGUCUGGGGAAAAAGGAGGAGGCCUACGACCUGGUGAGACGAGGCCUGCGCAAUGACCUCAGGAGCCACGUCUGCUGGCACGUCUACGGCCUACUGCAGCGCUCGGAUAAGAAGUAUGAUGAGGCCAUCAAGUGUUACCGCAACGCUCUCAAGUGGGACAAGGACAACCUGCAAAUCCUGCGAGACCUGUCACUUCUUCAGAUCCAGAUGCGAGACCUGGAGGGCUACAGGGAGACACGGUACCAGCUGUUACAGCUGCGUCCAGCCCAGCGAGCUUCCUGGAUCGGCUAUGCCAUCGCCUAUCACCUCCUGGAAGACUACGAGAUGGCUGCAAAAAUUAUUGAGGAGUUCAGGAAAACACAACAGACGUCUCCAGAUAAAGUAGACUAUGAGUACAGCGAACUGCUGCUCUACCAGAACCAGGUGCUGAGGGAAGCUGGCCUGUACAAGGAGGCUCUGGAGCAUCUGUCAAACUACGAGAAGCAGAUCUGUGACAAACUGGCAGUGGAGGAGACACGAGGAGAGGUGCUGUUAAAGUUGGAGCGUCUGGAAGAAGCAACAUUAGUUUACCGUCGACUGCAGGAGAGGAAUCCAGAGAACUGGUCCUAUUACCAUGGCCUGGAAAAUGCCCUAAAACCAGGCAGUGUAGAGGAUAGACACAAGAUCUAUGAGGAAGCCUGGGUGCAGUUUCCUAAAGGACUGGUUCCUCGCCGGCUGCCCCUCAGUUUUCUCACUGGUGAGAAGUUCAGAGAGUGUCUGGACCGGUAUCUCAGGAUGAACUUUAGUAAAGGCUGUCCGCCUGUCUUCACCACACUCAAAUCACUGUACAACGACAAAGAAAAGGUGUCAAUAAUAGAGGAGCUUGUGGUCAGCUAUGAAACGUCAUUAAAAAGCUGUAGAAUGUUCAGCCAGAAUGAUGAUGGAAAGGAGGAGCCACCGACCACAUUGUUGUGGGUACAGUAUUUCCUGGCGCAGCACUACGACAUGAUUGAUCAGCAGACACUGGCUUUAGAAUACAUCAACGCGGCCAUCGAGAGCACGCCUACACUUAUCGAACUCUUCCUUGUCAAAGCCAAGAUUUACAAGCAUGCUGGGAACAUCAAAGAAGCCGCUCAGUGGAUGGACGAGGCCCAGGCUCUGGACACUGCUGACAGAUUCAUCAACUCCAAGUGUGCCAAGUACAUGCUGAAGGCUGGCAUGAUCAAAGAGGCUGAGGAAAUGUGCUCCAAGUUCACACGGGAGGGGGCGUCAGCUGUGGAGAAUCUGAAUGAGAUGCAGUGUAUGUGGUUCCAGACAGAAUGUGCACUUGCCUACAAGGGUAUGAACAAGUUUGGAGAUGCUCUCAAGAAGUGUCAUGAGAUAGAGAGGCAUUUUGUGGAGAUCACAGAUGACCAGUUUGAUUUCCACACUUACUGCAUGAGAAAGAUGACACUUCGCUCCUACGUGGACUUACUGAAAUUGGAGGAUGUGCUCAGGAUGCAUCCCUUCUACUACAAGGCAGCCGCCACUGCCAUCCAGAUCUACCUGAGCCUCCACGACAAUCCUCUCACUGACGACAGCAAGGAGCUGCAGGCCGACACUGCAAACCUUUCAGACAAAGAGCUAAAGAAGUUGAGGAACAAGCAGCGAAGAGCCCAGAAGAAGGCCCAGCUGGAAGAGGAGAAGAAGAACGCUGAGAAGGAGAAGCAGCUAAAGAACCAGAAGAAGAAGAAGGAGGAUGAUGACGAGGAGAUCGGGGGCCCCAAAGAGGAGCUUGUUCCUGACAAACUGGUCAAGGUAGAAAAUCCACUGGAAGAAGCCGUCAAGUUCCUGAUGCCUCUCAAACACCUGGUCAAAGACAAAAUUGACACACACUUAAUGGCCUUUGAGAUCUACUUCAGGAAAGAAAAAUACCUGUUGAUGCUCCAGUCUGUGAAGAGAGCGGUGGCCAUAGACCGAGACCAUCCAUGGCUACAUCAGUGUCUAGUCCGCUUCUUUAAAGGAGUCUCUGAGAGCAAGGAGCUGCCAGAGACAGUCAGGACGGUGCUGAAGCAGGAGAUCACUCGGCUGUUUGGAGACAGCAAUGCUAAGAGCUUCAACCAGGCCUACCUCACCAAGCACUCCAACUCCAUACCACACCGACUGGCAGCUGCGAAGAUGAUGGUGUAUCUGGACCUGGCGACAGAGAUGAAGGCAGCUGAAUUGGCCACUGCACUCGAUGAAUCACUUAUCAACAGAACCGUACAGAUCUGCACUGAGGUGCUGGACUGUCUUCGGAGCGCGACCCUCGGAGACUGUAAAGAGCGCAUGGAGGCGUACCGCGCUGAAUGUCACAAGCUUUACCCAUAUACAUUAGCUUUCAUGCCCCCUGGAUACGAGGAGAACACCAAGCUAGCCAAUGGAGACGUUUCCACGGAAACCGAGGAGCUAGCCAAUGAGAUGUGAGCGCAACAGAACAACAGCGGUUGAGCAAAGGAAUUGGGCGGAGCACGUAGCCUUGCGGUACACCUGGCAGCCAUUUUGUAGAGCCAAACAUUGGAAGCGAAAAAAUGGGUGUUUCGUUCUUUGGCUCAUCUUAAUUGGAUCUGACCUGGCUUGGCUUGGCUUGGCUCUCUCCCACAUGGUGGAAAAUCAGGACUGUGUGUGUGUUGAGGGCAUGUGUGUGUGUUGUGUGUGUGCGUGUGUGCGCAUGUCUGCGGUUGUGUAAAUUUGUGGGAGAAGUGUGUUGCGGGAGGGGGGAGAUAACAGAACUGCCAUUUUACUUUUUUUAAAUUACCAUGCUACGUAUGAAAAUAUACAAUAGUUAAUGGCAAACUGUUGGAAAAUAAAACUGUGACAUGGACUGUCUGUUUCCUCAGAUGAUCGAUCACAGUGACGGCAAAAUACUUGAGUUUGACUCGGUGCUGCUGUGACCUGUCACAGAACCGUGUUCCCCUAAUUUUAA